CAUAAUAGAAAUCUGAUCAGUGAAAAUAUUAUUUUCAAAAUUGCUAGAUAACCUGUCUUUCUAAGCUAACUUAAAGUUAGCAGCGUGGUAUGAGAAGCAUAGUUUUUUGAAGAGCACUAAAAUUCUUUUUAUUACUUUGUAUUAGCUCAUUUUGUUUGAUAUUAAUCAACAUGUUCCGACAAGUUAUACGACCAGUAAUACAGAAUAUUCGAACAGUUAAAAACGUGCUAUUUUCUACUAACACUGAAAAUGUAAAAUUAGAAAAAACUGUAAAUCAAGUUACUUUACUAGGAAGAGUAGGAGGCGAUGCACAGAAAAGGGGUAACGAAGAACAUCCUGUUGUUAUAUUUUCUCUUGCCACACACAGUAACUACAAAUAUACGAAUGGUGAUUUCAUGCAACGAACAGAUUGGCACAGAAUAUGUGUUUUUAAACCAAAUUUACGUGAAACUGUCGCUACUUAUUUGAGAAAAGGUCAGAGAGUGCUAGUCGUGGGAAAAAUCAGCUAUGGAGAAUUUAAAGACGAACAAGGUAUUACAAAACCAAGCACUGCAGUAAUAGCAGAUGAUGUAAUAUUUUUUCAGUCAUUAUAAUAUCAAGGAUAUUAAUGUUUGACUGUAAUAUGUAUAUGUAUAUUAUGU
This is a messenger RNA of Eufriesea mexicana, 641 nucleotides long. RefSeq names its product mitochondrial single stranded DNA-binding protein (gene mtSSB). Lineage: Eukaryota; Metazoa; Arthropoda; Insecta; Hymenoptera; Apidae. Gene Ontology annotation, cellular component: mitochondrial nucleoid. The record is from RefSeq and is a predicted model, not a curated record. The coding region runs from base 171 to 593 and encodes 140 amino acids. The transcript has 5 exons. Gene Ontology annotation, biological process: positive regulation of helicase activity; mitochondrial DNA replication. Gene Ontology annotation, molecular function: single-stranded DNA binding.